UUGGCUUUGCCCAAUUGCCAAUUACCCCUCUCUUUUUAUUUAUGCCUUUAUUACCCUCCCUCAAAGGCACUGGGCCCCACCCCCCAUCAAAACGUAAACACAAACCCUGAACCACAACGUGACGAGGUGACACUGUUCCAAUGCAACAACAAAGAACCGUCCAUCAUGCGGGACCAACUACGUCAACUCCCUUUGUCCGUUGCACGUUUUGAAUUUCAAAUCUCGUAACGCCAACGCCAACUUAUGUUACAUUACAUCCCUUCACGACCCUCUCUCUCCCCAACAUCCUAGGCUGGCUGUAACUGAGUCAGUUACAUUUUAACAAAACUUUGGCUCUUAUUUGAGCUCAUUUGACAGACACUUCAUUCAAGGAAGUAAGAAGUAGAAGCAGCACCUGCUUCAUGAUGGGUGCCUCAGGAAAAUGGGUAAAGGCAUUAAUCGGACUUAAGAAACCAGACAAAGAGGAGCAUGUGAAAGAGGGUGGUGGUAAGAGCAAGAAGUGGAGGCUAUGGAGGAGUUCUUCUGGGGACACGGGGGUUUCUUGGAAGGGUUUCAAAGGAGGAAACCACAGCGCGGUAGCUUCUUCUGAAGUGGGGUCUGAUUCUUCUCCACAUGUUGUAGCAGCAGCAGCAGCAACAGGCGCGGCUUUCACAGCAGCAGUAGCCACUGUGGUUCGAGCUCCACCUAAAGAUUUCAGACUCGUCAAGCAAGAAUGGGCCGCUAUAAGAAUCCAAACUGCUUUCCGCGCCCUCUUGGCAAGAAGGGCUUUGAGGGCAUUGAAGGGAGUGGUGAGGAUUCAAGCUCUUGUUCGGGGGAGACAGGUGAGGAAGCAGGCUGCGGUGACAUUGAGGUGCAUGCAGGCCUUGGUUCGUGUUCAGGCCCGAGUUAGAGCCCGUCGUGUCAGGAUGUCCAUAGAGGGCCAAACUGUGCAGAACUUGCUCAAUGAAAGACGCAGUAAGCUUGAUCUUUUGAAGCAAGCUGAGGAAGGAUGGUGUGACAGCAGAGGAACGUUGGAAGAUGUUAAGACAAAGAUACAAAUGAGGCAAGAAGGAGCUUUCAAAAGGGAAAGAGCAAUGGCUUACUCUCUUGCUCACAAACAAUGCAGAUCAACACCAAGCCCUAAUCCACGAACACGUGCCUCAUUUACCUCUCUUAAGAGUCAUGAGAUGAACAAAGCUAACUGUGGGUGGAGUUGGUUGGAGCGUUGGAUGGCAGCAAAGCCUUGGGAGAGUAGAUUGAUGGAACAAUCACAAUCUCAGGCUGAAGCCUUAGAUAAAACCCCACCUCCAAAGAAGUUUGUGGAAUCCUUUGUGAGCUCUAAUUCCAAACAAAGCAUGGUCAAAGUCAAGAAGAACAACGUCACAACAAGGAUUUCAGCUAGGCCACCCCUUGUUGGGCAAGCUACUCGCUCAUCCUCAAGUCCAAGUUCUGAGUUUCGAUACGAUGAGAGUUCUGCAUCAUCUUCCAUUUGUACAUCCACAACACCAAUGUCUGGGAACACUUGUGACAGGACUGAGGAUAGUAAUGGUAAUGCUGUUGUUGCUAGGCCUAAUUACAUGAACCUGACUCAGUCCACAAAGGCAAAGCAAAAGACAAGUGGCAAUCAUGUAUAUAAUAGAGCUCAGAGGCAGCAAUCCAUGGAUGGGUUUCAAUUCCUCAAGAGGGCAGCGGUUUUCUCCACUGCGGAUUCUGACCCUUCAAUCAACUUUUCUAGGCCACUUCACUUGGACAAGAGUUCAGUGAUGGCACGGUGAAAGGGAUAGAAUCUGGUGGAAGCUCGACAUCUUUGUGUAUUUAUUGUUAUUAUUUUUUUUUCCAAGAAGUUCAACAUCUUGUUGUUCCAUGCAAUUUAAAUUGAGUUAGUUAGCUGGCUAGAAGUAGCUUUUGUGUUUGGGAAUACUUGUGAGGGGUCUCCAUUUUGUAUAAUUGUUUAUUUGUGGGUUUUGAUAUUACUCAGUGCUGAGAGGCUUAUCCAGAUAAAUCAACUUAAGCAUAACUAUAUGGGGAAACACUCCUUUGGUUAACACA
Glycine soja is the source of this 2028-nucleotide messenger RNA. Its product is annotated as protein IQ-DOMAIN 1-like. The record is from RefSeq and is a predicted model, not a curated record. Bases 402 to 1754 code for a protein of 450 amino acids. NCBI's taxonomy places the organism in Eukaryota, Viridiplantae, Streptophyta, Magnoliopsida, Fabales, Fabaceae. Gene Ontology annotation, molecular function: protein binding. The transcript is spliced from 5 exons.